AUGGAAGAAUCUCCAACAAUACGUGCGACUUCUUCAGAGCCUUGCUCUGGUCCAGGUCGCCCAAACCCCUUCGACGACACUGACGAAGAACAAUCCUCGCGCAAGCGCCAGCGAGUCUCGCGCGGACGCUCCAGAAGCAGAUCGGCCGACACAGCUCGCGGAGACGAUUCCCAUCCCCAUUACCAUCCUCUACCAGAACCCAUGUCGUCGCGAGACGGGAGCAACGAGGCUGAUCCCGAUCCAUCCCUCCCUUCUACGCCCGCUCGCAUAUCGACCGAGCUUCCUGCAGAGCCAAAUUCGAGCCGGGUUACCAUAAACCUCAGAACAAAUCGAAAUCUAGAGCCAAUCCCUUCCUCGCCGCCCUCGCCCUCGCCCACGAGCCCCUCGAGAAUGCCAAACGGAGGAGGACAGGACAUAGCUAGGGUCAGCGUCGAGUCGGAGAGUGAUGGCCUAUCUACGGUGCCGGCAAUCGAAACCCCUUCUUCCUCUCCGUCUGCAGGAGGAAGCCCCCGUAUCGAGCUAGUGCCUAUGGACGAAGACGAGGACGCCUACCUGGACCCUAUGUCGACAUUUCCUUACACGAGCGACAGCGGCACAGCACUCCUCGCAUUGGAUCGCAUAUCGAACUUUUUCAAGUUUCAGGACGUUGAUGAACCGGGCUGCUUUUCCAAGCUUGGCACUUGGAUCGAUGCAUAUCUCUAUGCCCAUGAGGGCGAUAUUGGAUCAUUCUAUGCGACCUUCGAGAAGAACCGCGAAUUCUGGAGAACCUUUCCGAGCUUUAUAUGGGCAUUGAGCGGCCGCACCCGUUUCUUUGGCCAAUUUUUGCAGGAUAGUCAGCCCGGCCGGCAAGCGCUGUCAGAGCUAUUCGUUUCAUUUGCUCGCCUUGCUGGUAGAUUCGUUGAGAUGGAUGUGCACCAGCUCUCCUACUACGACAAAGCUGGCAAUCCAAACGAACCUGACAUGGGAAGUGCUGAGUUCCUGAUAGCCUACGCACAUCUGCUGUCGCCGGAUGCAAAUACUGCUCACAUUGGCCACAAUAUCAAGAGACACUACCGUUGGGCUUGGGACGACGACGUUGCAGCGAUGACAGAAGCAUUCUAUGUUCAGGGUGGCACGAUUCCUAACCUCACCGAGCUCGUCGAAGGCCAAUUGAAGUUGAUCACAAGCAAUCCCAAGUUGAUUGACACACUCGCGGCCCCUUCACAGAUUGUUUGCAAGGCGGUCGUGGAUAUCGUUCCUAUGCUACGGGAUGCAGACGCACGACAUGCAGAGGGCCACGAACAACUGGUGACCGAGGGUUACGAGUUCUUCAAAGUCAUGUCUGGUGGCUUACUGCCCAUCAUCGAGAAGCAUAUCACCUGCUUUUCCGUCAAUAGUGCCCUGUCUCAUAUGACUUGCCUCUCGAGCCUUUUCAAAUACGCUCUCCAUUACGAGGUCGGCCCGGUGCGAGAGCUUCUGGAGCAGAGCCGACGAGAACAUCCGGCAGUCGCUCGGAAGGACUUCCCAAAAGUGCUAGCUCUCGAAUGGAAGUUCAAGAUAUUGCACAAGCUCAUCACUUCAUCUCAGAUGCAACUACGUGUGACGGGCGUUUCGAGCAUGCAAGAUGAGCUUUUGAAACUGCAUAGCGAGUACAAACCCGCCAACAACUUUCCUCCGGCAUCUCCCGUUCUACUGUUCUUCGCGAACUUGAUUCUAGACAGUCAACUCCUUGACUAUCUUGUCGGCGUCGGAUCUCACCCUGAGCUCAUCGGCGACAGUAACAACAUCCUUGGCUUUCUGAUAGUUACAAAAACAUACACCCCAGAGCUAACUGACAAGAUUUGGCAAACUGUUACGGAGAGCCAGGAUCCUCGAGUUGUGGAGGCUAUCGUUACUGUAUUACGAAAGAUUCUGUCCUUGCUCGAUUAUCCCUCUCUACUCUACCUCUGCGAGAAGCUUGACGAUAUACCGGUUGAAUCCUUCUCCAACGUCAUGCGAGAUUACUGCCAACUUUUGUUCAAGUGCUUGACGGACAAAGCAAACCAAGGUCGCUUACUUCAACUGGACGCACAGCCUUAUGAACUUUGCGUACGUCUUAUUCGCGAAUCAUCCAUGCUCACUGCUGCUGGUGCAGCCGGCUUCCCGAAUAUCCUGAGUUUUGCGUCCAAGGCCUUGCGCGAGCUUCUGAAUCGCGGUCCACCUGACGAAGCACGCGAUAACAUAUACCUCAGUUGCAUCACCGACAUUGCGUCGAAGAGCCAGACAGCCCCUGGAAGCAUAGUCGUUGUCGGUGCCUUGCUGAACGACCAUCCUUCGGACCUGAAAAAGAUGACCGUUGAGCAUGGUCUGACCAAGCUCCUGGUCGAGGAUCUGGAGUUGGCAAUCGAAAGCGAACGCCAAUCGGCGAAUUUGCUGUCUGGUGGCAGCGCAGCGAGUGUAGCCCGACGCGAGAUCAUCCAACUUAUCAUUCAAAAUGAACCGGGUACCAUUUCUGCGGAUCUCGGCUCCCGCUUGUGGGACGUUCUUGUUGGCAGCAAAUCGAUCGUAUCCAACGAGCGAAGCAUCUCGUGGCAGCUCCUCAACACCGUGGCCAAGUCCCAAGGUAGCAAGAAUUUCUUCAUCGCUUUAUGCUUUACUGAAUUCAUGCCAACUCUUCCUCCUCAUUGCUUUACUCCCGGAUCGCUGGAUCUUGUAGGGGUAGCAAUCUCCUUGUGGUUCGACGAGGUUCGAGAAGACUUCGUUGCAGAAAAGAGGGCCUUUGACUCGCCAGCUCUCGAACAGCUAUGGCGUAUGAUAUUGACUGCACCACCUGCCACUAUCGAUGCUGCAGCAAUCAAAAUUCUUGUGGAUACCUAUGUUAGCAGCCCUCUGAUUUGCAAGAUCCCUCGGACAAUGGCAAGAGCGAUCCAUCUGGGCUUGGUUGACCGUUGCUUGAAGCAGCUGAAGGGAGCUGCCUCCAAGCUGCAGGCCUUUGGCACCGAUGUGUCCACUGGAUCUGACGAGAGGAUGGCCGUCGUUGCUUCGGAUGAUGAAUUGCAAGAGCAGGAGUUGAUUUUUGCCCGGUCUCUGGCAGUCUUGCGCGAGUUCCUAAGAGCCUACCAGACUAAGCCACAGUUUGCACCUCCGAAGUCGAGGCUGUCUAUCACAACGGCCCCAACUGCAGUGGAAGGCGAACCUUUGACGGUGAAAUACCAGGUAUUUGAUGGCCCCAAAGCUAUGGAUAUAACAAGCAUCACACUUGGCAAGCAGAACACGGCUGCCACUUUGUUUGCCGGUCUCGAGAAGGCCACAGGCUUCAGGAACUAUCAAGUCUAUCACGGAGGGAAGGCGGUGGAUCCCGAGGAGAUUGAUGUUUGCAGAAAGUUAGAGGACCUCAAUUUCACUGGUCUUCUUCUGGUCCGUAAGCGUGAUGAUGCCGAAGGGGUGCCGGAUCCGCCCAACGGCAAUAAGACCACACUGGAGCUCGAAAUUACGAAGCAUUUCGAUGAUCUGUGGAGCUACCUCAGUAUGAACGAGAAAGUGGCACAGGAGAUAUACUAUUUCUUGAUAAAGUUUGAUGUCUAUGAGCGACUCCUUCGCGAUUUCGCAUCAGACAUGCCUCAUCCAGAGAUCUUCCCUGUUGGGCAGCCAUUCAAGUCUUUAUAUGCAGUACACUCCUUGAAGCAGUACAUCACCAGUAAAUCUCAGAUGGGGCUUGUCAACGAAGCCGCACUUUCGAGGGCGAUCGCUUUACUUGUUGCGGCAGUAGCCGACCCCAACGUUCUCAACCAGUGUGGUACCGAUGGGCUGAGGGAUGUCCUUGCUUUGCAUAUGCUAGACUGUCUAUUACAAUUUCUCAGAGAACCCGUACUACCGACAUCAGUCACUCCGCAUCUCAACAAAUCUCUCCUAGAUCGCCUUUUAGAGCUCUUGUAUAUUUCCAAGAAUGGCCUUGUGUCGCUGACUUCAAAUCAAUUGACUGUCCGCUCUUUCGAAACUCUACUAGAGGCAUCGAUUCAUAGUACCACCUUUUGGAGCCUUUUCCUCUCGCAUCUUCACGAGAAUACACUGCUGCAGGACGUGAUUCUGGACGACCCCCAUCCAGUCAUUCGAAAGAAUGCUAUGAAGCAAAUUGUGAAUAAAUGCACCUUCAUACCAAGCCUUGCCCAACUUUCUACGACCCAGUUCGUUAUAGCAUUUUGGCCAAUGGUGGCUCAGCUGAUUCCAAAAGCUUGCCUCAGGCCGCUUCAGUGUGAAGAGACAUUCACUUUGAGCCUUACCUUGUUUAAGCGAUUUGCAGAUAUCGCAAUCCGUGAUCUAAAGCUUGAAGAUUUGGUCAAACAGUGGGGCAAUUUACUGCUAUCUCACCCAUGUGUUGAGCGCAUUGGGCAUCCAGAGAGUGUCGAUCCAGUAGCACAGGGACUCACUACUAUGGUCUUCUAUGCCACUUCUUUCACCAAAGCUUCUCAGAGAACUCUCCUAUGCAGCGCCCUUGGAAUCCAGCUGUUUCGCCAGCACCUGUUCCCAGACUUAUCAGUCGAGCAGCCUGAUGGAGUCGUUGAUGCCAGAAUUCCUCUACUCAACCCCACGACCAGACGUACUUUGGCUGAUACAGUAUAUUUUCUUGUCAAGGAUGACAGAUUACAGUACGACGUUCUCUUGGAUGAUCUUAGACACAUCACCCCUUAUUCUGCCCAAACAGAUCCUCCCUACAUGUACGAUCUGGUACCUGCCUUUGAGAGAGGUCGGUCAAUCAGAUCGCAGACCGGCUAUGUCGGGUUGAGAAACCUCUCCAACACUUGCUACCUCAAUUCUCUGUUCACUCAGCUGUUUAUGAAUGUCCCAUUCCGGGAAUUCAUGCUUCAAUCUCACGUUGCCGACGCUGGCGCCUCGCAGAAGCUUCUUUCCGAGACGCAGAUUCUGUUUAGCUAUAUGCAAAACAGUUACAAAAGAUUCGUCGAUCCCGCCAACCUUGCACAAUCCAUUCGCACCUAUGAUGAAACCCCAAUUGAUAUCCAUGUUCAAAUGGACGUUGACGAAUUCUACAACCUGCUCUUCGAUCGUUGGGAAAGCCAGAUUCUUGCAUCCGACGCCAAGCAGGAAUUCAAGAGUUUCUACGGUGGCCAGCUGGUUCAGCAAGUCAAGUCUAAAGAAUGUGAACACAUCUCAGAGCGCAUGGAGUCCUUUUCCGCGAUACAGUGCGACAUCAAGGGCAAGGGCAACCUAAAGGAAAGUCUUGAGGCGUACGUCGAGGGUGAGGUCAUGGAAGGAGAUAACAAAUACAAGUGUUCACAGUGCGACCUUCAUGUGAACGCGGUCAAGAGAGCUUGCCUCAAAGAUAUUCCCGACAGUCUGAUCUUUCACUUGAAGAGAUUUGAUUAUAAUCUUCGCACUCAGCUUCGGAGCAAGAUCAAUGAUCAUUUCUCUUUUCCUAAGACUAUCGAUAUGACACCCUACAAGGUAGAAUAUCUCAUGAACAGCUCGGAAGAACUCGCCGAGGAUGUUUUUGAGCUGGUUGGAAUUUUGGUACACUCAGGGACAGCGGAAUCGGGCCACUACUACUCGUUUAUUCGAGAGAGGCCGUCCGCAAACGAUCAGGAGAACUGGGUAGAGUUUAACGACGAAUCUGUGAGCCCUUGGGAUCCAAAUCGGAUGGAGGCUGCGUGUUUCGGUGGUCUAGACUAUUCGUGCCAACCUGAUAGUAACAACAACCACUUCGAAAAGUCAUACAGCGCGUACAUGCUGUUCUACCAACGAUCAUCGGUCCUUGCUGCGCAGAAGCAGACGAUGAUGCACCAACGUCCCAGUAGCCCGAUUCGGCUGGCCGCACCUCGCCUUAUUUCCAACCACAUUGCACAUGAGAACGAGAUUAUCAUGCGCAAGUACUGUCUGUACGAUCCAUCCCACGCGGAGUUCGUGAUGAAGGUCUUCUCCAACAUGAAGGUCAUCAACGGUGGCACCUGCUCCACAUGGCACGACUUGGAAAACAAAGUUCUGGACGUGGUACUGCGUCACUUGGAUCAGGUUUUCGCCCGCACAAAGGAAACUCCGGACUUCGUGAGAUUCAUGCUUACUAUUAGGCAAAUGUGUGAUGGCUGUGUAGAAUGCAGUCGGCGGUACCUGGUUUGGUACGUCGAACAUCCAGAGUCAAUGAAGCAACUGCUGCUGCGAAACCCAGAUGGUCUCAUCCGCCAUGAGAUUGCGCUAUCGAUCAUCAACGCCCUUGAAAAGGUCAAAAAUGAAGCACCCUAUGCGUACGGAUUUGGUGAUGAUGACGGUAGUACGGAUGGGCAUGAUCUGCACACCUCAAAGCUGAUCCAAGACAUCGUAGAAGCUCUUACCAGGCUGUGGGACGUCUUUCAUAGUAACAUUCGUGCAUGGCCGGAAUAUUUCGGUCUCCUGGCAAGUAUUGCCCAGAUGGGAAAGCGUGAGGCUACUCUACUGCUUGAUCACGGUUUUCUCAGAAAGACACUCGAGGUGGUCUGUGCAGAUCCCCUGCUUCCGACGACGCAACAAUAUCAAAGAAUGCUCAGCAUUAUGGCGAAGCGCGUUGCCAGCAGACCGGUAUCUUACGAGGAUAUCAUCAACCUCCUGUACAGGCUCUUUCUUGUGUGUGACGUGACUCUGGAACCUGUGGAGGACGAGGAUACGCGCCUCGACCUGUCCAACCCGGAUAAGCCGGUGCCAUUUACGAGAGGCGAGCAAAGCUUCCUGACGUCUCACUGGAUUCGCAACCAUGCCCACAUUCUGCUGGAGAAGCUUCUGUUGCUUCGUCAGAACGAGGAGACUGUCAAGGAGAUCACCAUCCGUCUCCUGGCAUGGCCCGACUCUCUCGACAACGAAAUCCUGCAAACCAUUUUGUCAGGGCUCAGAAAGGGCACAACUUCGCCAUUUUGCGCACCAUUCAUUCGAGCUGCUGCCGUUUAUGCCGAACGAUCAAAGAACCCCAAGGCGGUAGUCAGCAUGCUAUCGAGGGUCACGAAAGUUGCUGCCGAGCUCGAUGGUGACAAUGAUGCAGCUCUCCAGUUCUUCAAAGACGUGUUUGAUGGAGCAGUCGGCGACCAAGACAUGACGACUGACGACUUCUUGAGGUUCUUCUUCGACCAGAUGAACAUUUGGGGCCCGUACUUGCUCACGGAUUUCAACAGUAACGUAAGAGCAGAUACGGAGGAGUUCAUCCAUCAAGCGCUGCUUCGUCACGGACCCGACGUCAACUUUGGUACGGAGGAUGAGGAUUGCGAUAAGGGUCAGAUCUUCAUUGAGGCUGCGCAGAAGUUGGGGAUUGCAUGCCUGAAGUACUGCGAUGAGGUUUACUUGCGACAACGCCAACAGGCUGUUCGGGCAGUGGUCGCCAAUAUUAAGGAGGUGAUUAAGGCUUGCUCCCACUUCUUCGACUUUGAGAACAAAGACCACAUUACUCGCACAUUCUAUGAGUUGUCAACCGCUGUUAUCCUGCCUUUGAGGAACUGCACGGUAGAGGAAGCUGAUGAGGAGGCCUCAGAAUGGGAUAACUCCGAUGGGGACUACGACUCCGAGGCUGUGGACCGGAUCGGACCCCACGACGAAGAUAUGCACCUUUGA
Drepanopeziza brunnea f. sp. 'multigermtubi' MB_m1 is the source of this 7539-nucleotide messenger RNA. RefSeq lists its product as uncharacterized. Gene Ontology annotation, cellular component: nucleus; cytosol. Gene Ontology annotation, molecular function: cysteine-type deubiquitinase activity. The record is from RefSeq and is a predicted model, not a curated record. Lineage: Eukaryota; Fungi; Ascomycota; Leotiomycetes; Helotiales; Drepanopezizaceae. Gene Ontology annotation, biological process: protein deubiquitination.